Parasteatoda tepidariorum (common house spider) is the source of this 748-nucleotide messenger RNA. RefSeq lists its product as uncharacterized. NCBI's taxonomy places the organism in Eukaryota, Metazoa, Arthropoda, Arachnida, Araneae, Theridiidae. The record is from RefSeq and is a predicted model, not a curated record.
UGAUGGUUUUUUAGGGAAUAAAAAUUUUAAGAAAUCGGCAAUAUAAAAUACGAGUUCGAAAGUUCUAAACAUCAUUCUCUCAGUCUGUCUUAGGUGUGAAUACCCCAUUCUUCUAGACGCAGCCAUGAAGUAUUACAUUAUCCUCGCUGUCACAGUCGCUGUCAUUCAAGCAGCUACGAAUGUUCCAUCCUCAAACUUCAGAAAUCACUAUCCUACUCAAUAUCAGGGUGACGUCAGUGGUGCCAGACGCGAAUCAUUAAGAAACCGUGAUUUUCAAGAGCUCUAUGGUGGACAAAGGGACGGCCGAAUUUUGAGUGACUUAGCCGAUAGAGAUUCGUAUCGAAGAGGAUACCAACAGAAUUUUCCCGAGGUCAGUCAAAGAUACGGAUACAAUUCUCAAGGAUCUAGAUACAACAGUCCUCAAACCUCCUAUCAAGGAUCUAGAUACAACAGUCCUCAAGGUUAUCAAGGUUCAAGAUUCAGCGGUCCUCAAUCCUAUCAAGGUUCAAGAUUCGACAAUCCUCAAGCCUAUCAGGGUUCCAGAUACAGCAGUCCUCAGGUCAUUUUCACUUCACCUUUGGCUGGAACCAGAAGCUUCAACGCUCCCCUCCACUCAGCUGGAAACCAACUUAACGAAAACAGAUUCUACUAAGCUUUGUUCAUUUAGUUUGUUAAAAGGAAAAUAGUUUUUUAAAUGAAUAUAUAACUGCAAAAAAAUUAAAAAUUUAAAUAUUUAAAUAAACGCUAA